AUGGUGCUGCUGCUGCUGUUGCUGCUGCAAUUGCCUUAUGCAGACUGUGGGAUGUUGAAGUCGAAAUGCCCCUUGACUCUGGAGAGGGAUCAGACAGAUCCAUUCAAUCAUUACAGGCCAGAAGACCACCUCAUUGGUGGGGUCAUUUCUGCCACGCAAGCUUUGCUUCAUCCACACCUCUUCAACAAGCCUCCCUCUAUCAGCUUUGACCAGAAAGCAAGCACAGAUUACUGGCAGACCCUCUCCUUCUUGUUUGCCAUUCAGGAGAUCAACAAGAAUCCCAGGCUCUUACCCAACAUCACACUGGGUUACAGCAUCCACGAGAACUUUUUUAAUGGAAAGUUGACUUAUGAUGCUUUGUUAGACCUGCUGUCUACUGGGGAAGUGAAUGUUCCAAACUACAACUGUGGAGGAUGGAAUAAUUUACUAGUUGUUCUUGAAGGGGCUGACACUCAAAACUCCAUUCAGAUUUCAAGCUUGUUGGGCAUCUACAAAAUCCCUCAGGUCAGUUAUGCUUUUGUCUCUCCUGUUCUGAGCGAUAAGACCCAGUUCCCUUUUUUCUACCGGAUGGUCCCCACAGAAGAAUCCCAGUACCCAGGGAUUGUCAAGCUGCUCCUGCACUUUGGAUGGAUGUUUGUUGGUCUCAUUGCUUUUGACACCGACAAUGGAGAGAGGUUUAUGAAGACCUUGACACCUCUGCUCAACAGGAAUGGCAUUUGUGUUGCCAUCUCAGAAACCUUCCCACAACUAAAUACACAUAUACUCCACCAUUUCCUGGGAAACUCCCAGUUUUACAAUUCUUCCAUGCAUGGAGUGUACUUGGAUGAGAAUGGGGAACUGGCAGCAGACUUGGACGUUGUGAACUUGGUGGUGCUCCCCAAUAAAACCAUCCUUAGGGUGAAGUUUGGGAGUUUAUGCAGCAAGGGACCCGCAGGCCUGCAGCUCACCAUCGACCACGAGGCCAUUGUGUGGCCCAAAUGGCUCAACCAGACUCUGCCUCCUUCCAGGUGUGUGGAAAGCUGCCAGCCUGGAUUCGUCAAGGUGGUUCAGGAAGGGAAGCCAGUUUGCUGCUACGACUGCCUUCCCUGCGCGGAAGGGACCAUCUCCACUCAAAAAGAUGCACAACAUUGUACCAGUUGUCCAGAAGAUCAGCAUCCAAAGAAGGACCGAGAUCGAUGUGUCCUCAAGACUAUCACUUUCCUGGCCUAUAAUGAAUAUUUGGGGAUCCUCCUAUCUUCCUUUGCUAUCUUCUUGUCCUUAACCACAGGCUUUGUGCUAGGAAUCUUCAGUAAAUUCCUAGACAGUCCAAUAGUCAAAGCCAACAACCAGGACCUCUCCUUCAUCCUCCUCGUCUCCCUCCUGCUUUCCUUUUUGUCCUCCUUCCUCUUCAUCAGCCAGCCAAGGAAGGCAACCUGUCUUCUCCGACAAACAGCCUUCAGCAUCAUCUUCUCAGUUGCUAUCUCUUCUUUGUUGGCAAAAACCAUCACUGUGGUACUGGCCUUCUUGGCCACAAAGCCAGGGAACAAAGUGAGGAGAUGGCUGGGGAAGAGUCUGGCCAACUCCAUUAUCAUUGUCUGUUCCAGCGUCCAAGUUGUCAUCUGCGCCAUCUGGCUGGGGAUCUCUCCCCCAUUCCCAGACUCUGACAUGCACUCUCAACCUGGAGAUAUCAUUUUGAAAUGUAACGAGGGGUCUGUCGCCAUGUUUUAUGUGGCCCUUGGGUACAUGGGCUUCCUUGCUGCCAUCUGCUUCAUGGUGGCUUUCCUAGCUAGGAGACUGCCUGGGGCCUUCAAUGAAGCUAAGCUGAUCACCUUCAGCAUGCUGGUCUUCUGCAGUGUUUGGGUGUCCUUCGUGCCCACCUACCUGAGCACGAAGGGGAAAUACAUGGUAGCCGUGCAGGUCUUCUCCAUCUUGGCCUCCAGUGCUGGGCUUCUGGGCUGCAUCUUCAUGCCCAAGUGCUACAUUAUUGUGCUCAGGCCUGAUCUGAAUACGAAAGAGCAUCUAUCAACACAAACAAAAGCAGAAAUUUGA
This is a messenger RNA of Rhineura floridana, 2028 nucleotides long. Its product is annotated as vomeronasal type-2 receptor 26-like. NCBI's taxonomy places the organism in Eukaryota, Metazoa, Chordata, Lepidosauria, Squamata, Rhineuridae. The record is from RefSeq and is a predicted model, not a curated record. The transcript has 6 exons. The coding region runs from base 1 to 2028 and encodes 675 amino acids. Gene Ontology annotation, biological process: G protein-coupled receptor signaling pathway. Gene Ontology annotation, cellular component: membrane. Gene Ontology annotation, molecular function: G protein-coupled receptor activity.